AUGCACAGCAAUCUUAAUUGGCGUCGCAAUGUCGCACUUAUAAUUCGCAGCUAUCCGUUGGGAAAUUUCAAGAUAGCAAUUACAAUGGCUUCUAUCUUAUACAAGUGGGUCAUUAACCGGUUUUUGAAAGAUAACCAGCUUACAAAGUUUGGGGUGGAGGAUCCAUACUAUGAAUACCUUCCUGUGGAUGCUUCAAAAGGUAAGACCACAAAGUACAAGAAGGUUGCCCGAACUAUACCUCGAGGCUUGCUUCAACACGACAUUCAGAUUUUGCUGAGUGUGAAAAGCCAGGCGUACAGAUGUGACAUGUGGUUUAACGCUUUGGGCUUGCGUUUUGGCUUAUCGAGUAUAGUGGGACUCGUUCCGAUCCUUGGUUCAAUCGUGACAACCUUCUGGUCUUUGAAGAUCUUAUACACUGCACGCCAAAUUACUGACGGGCUUCCUCUUGACAUCCAGCUUAUUUUUCUCUUCAACAUUGUCGUGGAUUUUUUACUUUCUCUUAUUCCUUUCGUGGGAGACAUUGUUGAAGUAGGAUACAAGGCCAACCUGAGAAACUUUUUAUUGCUCGAAAAGCAUUUGGAACGCGUGGGCAAGAAGAACAUGGGGCUUAUUCUGGACGACGAGGUGAGACCAGGUUUCAUAAACGACCAAGUCCAGCCAUUUUUGGAUAAGAAGGUCAAGCCGCAAGCUUUGAAGGCCGGGGCCCACGUGAAACAGCUUGUGAAUCGGCAAAUCCACUCUUCUCCAUCCUCACUGGGAAGCAAUGGUUCAGGAAUAACUUCAGAAGCUACAACCCAAAGCACUAUUGCUACCAUUACAGGACUCUUGGACAAACUUGAUGAUGACAAUAGCAGUAUUAAAAGUUUGCACGAAACUAAGAAGCGGGCUCUGGAAAGUGACGAAGACUAA
Molecule: messenger RNA, 909 nt
Organism: Clavispora lusitaniae ATCC 42720
Lineage: Eukaryota; Fungi; Ascomycota; Pichiomycetes; Serinales; Metschnikowiaceae
Product: DUF4112 domain-containing protein
Source: RefSeq, a predicted model, not a curated record